AUGGUGAUGCAGUCCCAAGCCUUGGGUUAUUACAUAUGCUCAUUUCUAUGGCUUGUAAUUAUUUCUUUAAUAGUCUCAACAUCAUCUUCUUUAAACAUUCCAAGGUUGAGUGCAACUAGAGGAGCACGUAUUGCUCAAGCCCUGUCUACAUAUGACUCUUUUGAGUUAGAAACAUUCUACUAUACACAAACACUUGAUCAUUUCAACUUUAGGUAUGAUAGCUUCGCUACAUUUCAACAAAGAUACUUGAUUAAUUUCAAGCACUGGGGUGGCUCAAAUACCAGUGCACCAAUAUUUGCUUAUCUUGGUGCAGAAGAAUCGUUGGAUAGAGAAUUAUCUUUCCAUGGGUUCUUACCUGAUAACGCCAAACAGUUUCAAGCUCUCCAGAUAUAUAUAGAGCACCGAUACUAUGGUAAAUCAAUCCCAUUCGGAUCAAGGGAAACUGCGUUUAAAAAUGCAAGAACUCUUGGUUACUUCAACUCAGCUCAAGCUCUAGCAGAUUGUGCAGAAAUUCUCAUACAUGUAAAAAAGAAACUACAUGCUGAACAUUCUCCAAUCAUUGUUGUUGGUGGAUCAUAUGGUGGAAUGCUUGCUUCAUGGUUUCGGCUAAAGUAUCCCCAUGUAGCUCUUGGAGCUCUUGCCUCCUCAGCUCCAAUUCUUUACUUUGAUGAAAUUGUUUCCCGAAAAAACGGAUACUACUCUAUUAUCAGCAGAGAUUUUCAAGAAACCAGUGAGAGUUGCUACCAAACCAUUAAAAAGUCCUGGUCUGAAAUUGAGGAAAUUGCUUCCAAGCCUAAUGGUCUGUCGGUCCUCAGCAAGAAGUUCCAUACUUGCAGUCCCUUAGGUUCGUCGUCGGAGCUCGAAGACCAUUUGGAGUUCAUGUAUAUAGGGGCAGCUCAAUAUGAUGCUCCACCAACAUAUCCGGUCACUGAAAUCUGUGGCGCUAUCGAUGGAGUUUCUAGCAAAGACACUCUUGCCAAAAUAUUUGCAGGUCUUGUUGCUUAUGAAGGAAAAAAGUCAUGCUAUGUCAACGAUUAUCAGCCAGGCAGUGAGAGCCUUGAAACAGUUCAGGGAUGGGCAUGGCAGAUAUGUAGUGAAAUGGUGAUGCCCAUAGGCAAUGGUAACAACAACACAAUGUUACCUCCUGCUCCUUUCGAUCUGAAACAGUACAUAGCUGAGUGCAAGGCGGAAUAUGGUGUCCCUCCUCGCCCUCACUGGGUUACUACCUACUAUGGCGGGCAUGAUAUCAGACUCGCUCUUCAUAGGUUUGCUAGCAACAUCAUCUUCUCCAAUGGUCUAAGAGAUCCUUACAGUGGUGGCGGGGUGUUGCACGACAUAUCAGAUACUGUCCUCGCAGUCACUACAACGAAAGGGUCGCAUUGCUUGGACUUACUUCGUGCGAACCACACUACGGAUCCAGCGUGGUUGGUCAAUCAACGUAAAACAGAAGUCAGGAUCAUCAAAGGGUGGAUGCUGAAGUAUUAUGCUGACCUUCAGGCUUUCAAAUAAUCACUUCAUCAGAUUGGAAAACUAAGUAAUAAUAGUAAUACCACUUCAUUUAAAGGCACAGAAGUGUAACAUGGCAAAAACACA
Molecule: messenger RNA, 1593 nt
Organism: Argentina anserina (silverweed cinquefoil)
Lineage: Eukaryota; Viridiplantae; Streptophyta; Magnoliopsida; Rosales; Rosaceae
Exons: 10
Coding region: 1-1509 (502 amino acids)
Biological process (GO): proteolysis
Molecular function (GO): dipeptidyl-peptidase activity; serine-type exopeptidase activity
Source: RefSeq, a predicted model, not a curated record